UCCCUGCCAAAGAGGUGGGGUUAAACCUCGCAAUCACUUACAAUUGUCAUUCAGCUGCUGGAGAAAACAUUGCUUCUUCUGUUUCCUGACUGAAACAUCUUUUCUUGCAGUGAUGUCAUCCUCCACCCCGCUUCUGUCAGAGGAGUUGUUCCAGUGCUCGGUGUGUCUAGAUGUUUUCACCCUUCCUGUGUCCCUCCCAUGUGGUCAUACGUUUUGCCAGUCAUGUAUCCUUGCACAGUGGACAGCAUCUGGCUCCUCCCAUUGCCCCAAAUGCUCCACGGUUUUCCAGGAAACACCAGAGCUCUGUGAAAAUUCUUUUGCUUGUGAGAUGGCCAAACAAAUCCGUAAUCAGAGGGGUCAGAGGUCAACAGAGUAUCAUCCAGUCACAUCAGACAAUGUUUUAUGUGACAUGUGCCCAUUAGAAAAAGCGUCCUGUGCUGUAAGAUCAUGCCUGGUGUGUGUGGCAUCAUACUGUGAGGUACAUAUGACUUCUCACACCUCCAGGUUCACCAAGCACACAAUGGUGCAGCCUCAGCGGAUGGACAAGCGAAUUUGCAGGAUACACGAAAGACCCCUGGAGCUUUACUGCAGAUAUGACCAGUCUGCUAUUUGUGUGCUUUGCAUGAAUACAGAACACAGCACACACCACACAAUACCAGUGGCGAAAGAAUGGGCAGAGAGAAAGACUCAGUUAUUAAAGACACAGUCUGACCUGAAGCGGAUGAUUAUGGAAAGAUGGAGUAAAGUUGAUGAACUCAGACACUCUAUAAAACUAAAUAAAGAGAACAUAGAAAGAGAGAUGGCAUACAGUGUUGAAGUCUUCACUGCACUGCAGCAGUUUAUUGACAGAAGCCAGUCUGAGCUGCUCAGGAAGAUGAAACACAAACAGAAAACUGAAGAGAAACGUGUAGAGAGCCUCAUUAAAGAGCUGGAGAGGGAGAUCGCUAAACUGAAUGCUAGAAACUCUGAACUGGAAAAGCUGUCAUGUUCUGAGGAUCACCUCAACCUUAUACAGGCUUUCCGUAGUCCAGGUGAGGUGCCUAAGUGUAAAAGCUGGUCUCAGCUCAGUGUGCACACCCAUCAGGGUCUGGAGGUGCUCAGAGAAACCCUGAAUGCUGCAGAAGAACUGCUGAAAACACAAAUAUACACCGUCACAAAGAGAGAACUUGAGGCAAUAUCCCAGUAUGCAGUGGAUAUGACCCUUGACCCUGACACAGCAAACCCCUGGUUGGUGGUGUCUGCAGACAGGAAGUGUGUGACUGACGGCAAUGUAGAAUGCAAUGUUCCAAACAAUGCUGAACGUUUUGACAUGGCACCAUGUGUCCUGUCAAGAGAGCCCAUCUCAAGGGGAAGGGCUUAUUGGGUAGUUGGAGUCUCAGGUAAAACAGCCUGGGACUUGGGAGUGGCCAGGAAAUCUGUCAACAGGAAGGGUUUGGUGACGUUGAGCCCAGACUAUGGUUACUGGGCAGUUUGCCUGAGAGGGGGCUCCGAGUACAGGGCUUGUGACUGUGAAUCAGUGCUUCUGUCACUAAAGACUCUUCCUCAAAGAAUUGGCAUAUAUGUGGAUUAUGAAAACGGUCAGGUAUCCUUUUAUGAUGUGAGAACAUGCACACAUAUCUACUCAUUCACUGGACAGCGCUUUACAGAGAGCUUACUGGCCUACUUUAACCCAGACAUGAAUGACACAGGAAAUAACAAUGCCCCACUGGUUAUACAACCUGUCAAUAUUGACAAUGGAGAUAAAACAUAUGAAACUGUCACAAUAUAAAGAAUGUUAAUCAACAAACAUAGAAAUGUAACAAAGCAAAUGUUGUCAGAUUGAAGAAAAUUGAUAGAGUUUAUUGAUAAAGACAAAGAGAUGAUACUUGUUAAUCUAUUCAAAUGUUUAUUGAUUUUUGCUGAAUAACCUGCAUAUCCAGUUAGUUAAAUGAUGCAAUGAGAACACAAACCAUUGUUUAUUCAAGAUUUGAUUUAAUAUGACAUUUGUGAUUCCAAAUCACUUGUAAUUAAAUGUGUAGAAUAUUUCCAGUCACGAAAAAUGUUAACUUAUGCAAUCUAAAACUUUUAUUCACACACACGUUUGUAUACAGUAUGUGGCUUCUCCAUAGGUGUAACCCAUUUGAUGGGUUGUGUUUUGACUUUGUGGUCAGUCAACCUAUUAAAGAUUUUUCAUAAAAAAAAUAAAAUAAAUAAAUAAAUAAAUAGCACUCUAAAAUCUGUUCAGCUUCACCUCGUGCCAUCUGGUCUGUCAGACUUCUAAGUUUCAACCAGUCAAACGUAUAGCGUGAUCACAGCUAAAUCACUAGUGCACUAGAUCAGUAGCACAAUCUGUUGUACUAGUCAGUGGAGUGCACGGAAACUUUGUCACAACAGCAAAGCCAUGUUCACGUGUUCGUUUGGCGGGAGAUUAAACUUCCAUGGUGGUGGACUUAACCUGUAAUUCGUCAACUGGUCAGUAGAGGCUGGCUGCAAAAGGGAGUCAAUCCCAUAGACUCCCCAUGUUAAAAUGCCCAACUUUACAGCAGAAAAAACAUUUACAGCCUGGUUCAAAAAAUG
Messenger RNA from Cyprinus carpio (common carp), 2556 nucleotides. Its product is annotated as E3 ubiquitin-protein ligase TRIM21-like. The record is from RefSeq and is a predicted model, not a curated record. Gene Ontology annotation, molecular function: zinc ion binding; protein binding. NCBI's taxonomy places the organism in Eukaryota, Metazoa, Chordata, Actinopteri, Cypriniformes, Cyprinidae.